AUGGCUAGCGAUGAGUUUACAUACGAGCAUGUGUUCGAUAUGCUAAAACGUGAUAUGCACGCGACAAGCCAAGAAAUUAAUUAUUUAAAAACUCUGUUUAAACUUAUACCACAGGAACGACUUUUGAAAACAGACGACCAAAAUUUUCUUCUUCCGUCUAUGAUUAUCGAUGACUUUCUCUAUCAUGGAGAUUACGAGCAUGCAAGAAACACAAAGUUAUUAACUAAUUGCGGUAUUCGACAUAUUAUUAGUAUAUGCGAUUUUCCGUUGGGAAAAGACAUGUUUGACACUUAUAAUAUCUUAUGGAUCAAUGCAAAAGAUUCGCCUGAUUACAAUAUUCGUAAAUAUUUUGAUCAAACAAAUGAUUUUUUACAUGCAUGCAAGAAUAAGAACGAACGAGUUCUGGUUCAUUGUCAAAUGGGCAUCUCACGUUCUUCAUCAAUUGUUCUCGGUUAUCUGAUGAAGUAUCAUUAUCAUACUGUUCAUAAAGCAUAUGCUUACCUAGUUGCACGACGACAUAUUGCUCUACCGAAUGAUGGCUUUUUUAUACAACUAAUUCGUUACGAAAACGAUUUGCAAAAGACCAAAAGUAGUGAAACGAAACAAAAUUCUACUAAAUCAAAAGCAAACAAGUAA
This is a messenger RNA of Rotaria socialis, 636 nucleotides long. The record is from the annotation of a GenBank genome assembly. NCBI's taxonomy places the organism in Eukaryota, Metazoa, Rotifera, Eurotatoria, Philodinida, Philodinidae.